This is a messenger RNA of Epinephelus fuscoguttatus (brown-marbled grouper), 14534 nucleotides long. Its product is annotated as kelch domain-containing protein 8B-like. The record is from RefSeq and is a predicted model, not a curated record. Gene Ontology annotation, molecular function: protein binding. Lineage: Eukaryota; Metazoa; Chordata; Actinopteri; Perciformes; Serranidae. Bases 895 to 1974 code for a protein of 359 amino acids. The transcript is spliced from 5 exons.
AAUGCAAGGAAGUCUUGCAGUCAUUACACUCCCAUAGAGUUUCCAUUUAAAGACUUUGGUUCACUUAUUAAAGUCUUUUUUUUCCACCAUAGGCUCUAUCACUAGGGUGCAAAUAGAACUGCAGAGCUGCAGCUGAGGGGGACUGGUAGCCCUGAAUAAUUUCCUUUUGUUUGAAGGUAUAAACUUCUCUGCUGCAAAGGCUUUCUCUUGGAUUAUCAGGGCACAAGUGAAGGUCAGUGUUCUUUAACUCUCUCUUCCCAGGUCUUUGAUCCAGUGCCAUUUCCCCACUCGUUGGUUUUUCUCUUUUUCAACUCCGCCACUCUUGACUUUGAGGUUUUUGUAGGAUUAAGUAUUAAGCCCUACGACACCCUCUUCAAGCAUUUUUUUCCCUAGGAAUAUACUCAAGCCAAAACUUUAACCAAAAUAACCUCCCUGCAUGAUGCAGUGAAGGAGAGAAGAGGGCCGGAGAGAAAGGGAUAGAGGGGAUUGAAGGGCAGAUGGCCUCGCUGCUCGAAAACACCAAACAGUCAGAUGAAUAAAACAUUUGAAUAGAGAGGGAGUCGUGACAUCUGGCUGAGGAGUGAGUUAGACACUCUCCUCAUUCCCUCUCUCUUUCUUUUUCCCCAUUCUCUCCAUUCUUUCAUUCACUGGCAUCCCUGUCCUCGUCAUCCCCCCUCCUUCUACCCAUCUUUCACUUUCUCUUGUCUCUUUUCCCCUGUGGACUCAGGAGUUCAGGUGGUUACUCAAACAGACAGAAACAAGCCUGUGCCUCCGCUUGUUUCUCAGCUUUGUCUUACCGCUGCAAGCCCCCGUACUGCACCCUCUCCCUCUAUCCUCUUCCUCCUCCCCGGCGAGGUGUGUGAUGGUGUGUCCCCUCCUCUGUGUCCUGGAGACAUGCCUGUGCAGGAGAUGGCGGUGAGUCCUGUCAAGUCCCUGUACUGGGAGCAGUUCCCCCCCAUGUCACAGCGCCGCGUCUACUGCACCCCCGUCUACCACGAAGGCCUGCUCUACGUGCUGGGGGGCUGCAGUGAGACGGGCAUGCCCCUGGACAGCGUUGAGGUCCUGGAUGUAGAGAGCCAGACAUGGACUCAGCUCCCGCCGCUGCCCACUGCGCGGGCCGGGGCCUCGGCUGUAGCGCUGGGGGGCCAGGUCAUGGUGCUCGGGGGCAUGAACCAGCAGCAGACCCCGCUGUCCUCCGUGGAGAUGUACCACCCAGAUGAGGGCAAAUGGGAGAUGAGGGCGAGCCUGGGUCAGCCAUCCAUGGGAGUCACCACUGUGGAGAAAGAUGGAAAGGUGUAUGCGUUGGGAGGUAUGGGAGCAGACACAACACCACAGGCAUUGGUGAGGGUUUAUGAGGCAGAGAAGGACCAAUGGCAGCCGAUGACCUCCAUGCCCACGCCGCGGUACGGAGCCACGCCCUUCGUAAGAGGAAACAAAAUCUACAUGAUGGGUGGUCGUCAGGGAAAGAUGCCAGUGACGGCGCUGGAGGCUUUUGACCUGGAGAUGAAGAGCUGGACACGUUACCCCUGCAUCCCGAGCCGGAGGGCCUUUUCCUGCUGUGCCACAAAUGAUCGGAGCCUCUUCAGCCUGGGGGGCCUCCAGCAACCGGGGCCGCAUAACUUCUACUCCAGACCUCACUUUGUCAGUACCAUGGAGGAAUAUGAUCUGGAUCAAGGUAUCUGGAUCAAACCCAGCCGAACAUCCAGGAUGAGGGAGAAGAGGGCAGACUUUGUGGCAGGAUGCCUGGGAGGAAGGGUAAUCGCGGCUGGUGGUCUAGGUAAUGAGCCGUCGCCACUGGGCACGGUGGAGAGCUACAACCCAGUAAAGCGGCGCUGGGAGUAUGUGGCACCCAUGCCAACCGCACGCUGCUCCUCUGCCCUACUGCAGAUGACCAGCAUGCUCUUUGUCAUCGGUGGAGUUGCCCAGGGACCCAGUGAUGCUGUGGAAGCCCUCUGCUUACCGGAAACAGUCUGACACAUGCACACAUGCAAAGACGUAUGAAGGAGUGCAAACCGGCAUUGAUAAUUAUUCAUGUAUGUGCAAAAACACAUGAAUUGGAUCCACAGAUCACAUUUAGAUACUUUUCUACCUUUAUGUUCAAAUGAUGGAUUCCUCUUGUGAUGGAUGAAGGAAACUGUUUUUGACAUUCAACAAGCAUUUUUAACUGCAGAGACAGUUUGUGACAGAGCUGGAUGAAUACAAGAUGAAGGGUGUUCAAGCCGCCUGCUGUGACUGGCAAGGACAGAAAACUGAUAGCUUUUCUACGCUGGGCAAAUCAGAGGAAGGAGAAAAUGAGCAAAAAACAGACACACACACAUAGUGUCUGAAGAAACAACACGCCUUUGAACUGUUGAGCAUUUUUCAGAAUAAAAGCAGGGUACUUUUCUGGAUAUUAAAGGAAGAUAGGGCCAUAUCUGUAUCUUUUCUUUGCGGCAGCGUCGCUCUCCUCUGCUGCUGCUGCGACAGCGAGCUCGGACACUUUUCUAUGACUUAAGAAACAACAGAUGAGUUUUAGACAGUGACGUUCUGGGAAUGUGAAUGUCUGUUGUGGUUGUUCUCUUUUUGUUGCAGUGUUUGUUGUUUAUGUGUGAGAGUUAGCACUGCUAGCAAGCGCUACCACAGUGUCAACAGCAGUGGCCCUUAACAUGCGUUCACACCGCAAGCAACCCAAGAAACUGCAAAUCAGAGGCCGAUCCUUUUUCUGCAACCAGUGACGUGCUGGCUGACGGCGACCACAGUCAUUGUGUUUCCUUUAUGUGUUGUGGCAGAAAAGCUGACUGUGGUCUAAGUUGUCAGCACCUCGCUUUGCUACAUAUUUAUCCACCUCUGCUACAUUAGCAUCACCGUAAUCAAUCCCAAUCAAUCACCAAGGCUCAAACUGUCCCUCAUACUGUAGCACAAGGAUGUAGUUGCUCGUGGAGUGAAUGCAGGGUUGCUCAUACCUGCUGCACUGAAGCAUCCCAACAGAUAAAUAAUAAUCUCAACGUCAGCCUCCUUACAUAUUAUAUGCCCCUGGAGUUUUAUGAUGGAUACUCAUACUUUGUAUUCUUUACCUCAAGUUGAUAUCGGUCAGAUGGUGGAUAAAACAGGAAGAGAAUCUUGUGGUGAUGAUACCUGGGCAACAUUUUGAGGCAAUUUUGUUACUCUAGAUUUGUCCAACCCAAGUGUAGUAGGCUAUCAUGAGCAUAGUUUUGCAUAACCAAUCCUGAUCAUCUUUUGAGUAUAAAAAAGUCCAUACCUAUAGGCUUAAAAAGGACUGAAAGGUUUGUAGCUUGUUCAGGAAGGGAGCCGAGGUUAAGCAAAUCAUAUAAAAAUACCCAUAUAAAGUUCUGAAGUCAUGCAGCAUAUUCCACUUCGUUACUAUUGGUCUGUAUGUUCAGUAUGUCACUUUGUCAGUGAAUUGCUAAAUAUGCUAGCUUUUGUGCAGCUUCGAAGUGAAAGCAUAGCACAGAAGCUAUCAGUUUUGGGCAAGCUAGUUGAAAAAUGUAGUCAAUUAGAUUACAUAUUACUCAUUAUAUUACUUCAUCAUCAAGAGUAAUUAGAUCCUUUACCUCACUCAGCCCAGCUCCAUCAAAGGUGCUUUUAAAUAACUCCAACGUUUCCACACCCACACGUCACAUCAUCUGUAUGCAAUGUGUAGAAAUAGAAAACAAGAUAUUGUGGUUUAUCAAGGAUUUUUUUUCACUGAUCACCAACAGCUAGCUUAACCUCGCAGAGUGAGGGGUUGCAUGGUGAAGCUGCCUUCCAACAAUGAACAAAACCCAGGUGACUCCUGGAUGUGGGCUCACCUGUGGCUAACAUUAGCUAGCUAGCAAAGAAUUCACAUCAUGUAAGUAAAACAAAUUUGGAGUUACCGAGAAACGCAUCUCGUCUCGUCUGUUGGUAGGAGCUAGCCGAAAUCCAACAGGGGUGCCAUGCCAUUUUUCUGACAGCUCAUAACUCCAAAGCCCCAGUAGUCUGACAAAUGUCCCAUUGGACUGAAAGGACCUCUGUCCGACAGCCUGGUAUUCUGAAAACAAACACUCAUCACUCAGAUGGCCCAUUGCUCUGAAAAUAGGCUACACAUGCUCUAAAACAGAAGAACAUGGCUAAUUAUAAUGCAGAAUGGCGCCAUUGGACCUUUUAACUAUGGCGAAGGCAUGUCACACCUUACUCUGCCCCUGAAUGGCUUACCAUGGUAUUCUUACCAUAACCAAUCUCAGUCCUCAUGCCUUACCCAACCAACUAAGGUUAUGAGUGAAAGCCUAUCAGAGGCAGAGUAGGGCAGGAGAAGUCUUUACUAUACUAGAAAGGUUAGUGCAUAAUGAUUAGCCGUGUGCUUUGGAGAAACAGCCCUAUAGUUUUAUAGUUUGUGGGAUAUGCUGUCGGACAAAUAGGCUUUGGGUCCAAUGGGGCCACGUUAAUAUGUGAAAUGAUGUCAACUCUCCAUCAAACUCCUGGUAAAUCAGCCAACAAAGUAUAGUUUGGACAAGUAAAUUGUCAUUGCUAUCUUUCUAAUUGUUACUGAAAAAGUAACACAUUACUGUAAUGCAUUACUAAGUAACUGCUGCCCAAAACUGUUAGCCAUGUUGCAUAAAAACUGUGUGCAACAUACUGUAUGUACAGAUUGAUAUCAAAGAAUUAUGCUAGGAGUGCUUUGAGCAGUUUCUAUGGAUGUGUUGGCAUGACUCAUGGAAUCACUCAUAACUUAGAUGAAUCCAAGUCGACAGCAGCUGCUACAAACUUUCUCAGAGCCACCUUUUAGUCAUAGGGUGGGUGAGCAACUGAAUCUCAAAAGACAGCUGGAGAUUUUGUUUGUUUGGGUUGAAAUGAGACUUUGUGUACCAGAGUUGGGGAUGAAAGAUGAUGGGGGGAGCUGCAGUGCAGAAUGUUUUGCGACAGAUCCAGUGACUUGUGGACAGCGGACGAGGUCGGGCUGGAGACAAAGGAAUUACCCAGUGCAGUGUUCUGCUGUGUGGCAAGCAGCCUCUGUUGGUCUUUCUUAUCCUGCCAUACUGAUAGCAUUUGCCCUAUUCCUCCUCCUCGCUGCCUGGAGUAUACAGGCAGUGAUAUUUGCCAUGAUGACAUUUCAAAUGUUUUUUGCCAAAGUUUAUUUGAUGACUAGAUGAUUAAAGGUAGUGCGCUAAACAAAAGAGAAAUGAGCCUGAGAUUGGAAAUGGGAAAUGAAAUCCAGAUUGAAUCAACAGAUAUGAUGGCUAAUUCAAAGAUGAUGGUUUGUUUCAGCACUCUAACACACGUAAGAAGUUGAGAUACAGGCCUGCAGCCUUAUUGCAUCAUUUAGAGACGACAUUUAUCUGGUACAUCCAAACUAUUUUGAAUUACCUAGUAAAUAUUGCAGGUGCAUGAGAAACAGAAUGAGCCAUUUUGUCUCCCAGUACAUGAAACUAUUUGAAAAAGUGUAUAUGCUUUUAUACAUGUAGAGAGAAAACGACUGUAGAUAAAUUAGAGACUCAAAUAAAAACCAUACAGGAAGAGGCAGCUAGCUCUGACCCUCAAUAUAAGCAGUGUUUCUGAUCCACACAAACACACACACACACACACACCCACACACGUCUUGCCCCACUUCAUAUACGUUUCUGGUCGGCACCCUGGCACAUCUUGUUAACAGAGUCAGACAUCUAUUGCUGUGCAAGAGCACUGAAGCUGCUGGAGCUCAGAUGAGAUGCCAGUUGACAGUUGGUUAUUUCUGGUGCUGCAUUGUGUGCAUCUAAUUGAGUGUGUUAGGUAUAAGCCACUCACAUAUGUAUGCGUGAGCACACACAAACACACACUCCAGCUUGUAGGCAGAGCCGAGCACAGACCUUCAAGAGUGCAGGAAUGCAGUCAGUCAGUGACGACUUGUAGGCGAUCUGUUUUAAUGUUUAGCAAUUUUAACUUCCACAAAUCUCAGAUAAAGGACCAAUGAGUCACACAGACAAGCCCCUGCACUCUCGCUGCUACUGGGGGAUGGAGAUGGAGGGUGGCAGGUUAACAAGGGGCGUGCAAUUUGGUCAUUUUGUUAACAUCCUUCCUAAAAUAGCCUGUGGCUCCCACAGUUUUAUCUGGCUACAAUUACAAACGCUUGGAGAGAACACAAAGAUCAUUUUGUCUGUAAACAGCUCCUCUGGUUGGGGACUGUGGCCCUCCACUCCAUCCAACACUGAUGAGCCUACUUGAAUCAACUGCAGUUUGUGAGAGUGUGAGUGAGAGAGUUAAAUCACAUGUCUAUUUUUUGCCAUGGAUAUAUCGCGAAAAGUGGAUGAGGUUUGGCAAAAUGGCUGAUUUAGCAUUUGCGUGUGACUUGCUCAUGCAGCACAAACACCAAAAAGUUAUUACAGAACAAGUAUGUGCUGUCUGUGGUAUUUGACAGAUGCUUUUUUUAAUGGGGCCACAGGGGAUUUUUUUGUUUUGUUUUGUUUUUUCAGCCAACAGGGAGAAUUGGCAACAAGUCAAAUAUUGCCACACUUGAUCUUAAAGGUAAAGUGUGUAGGAUUUAGGGGGAUAUUUUGUCAGAAAUGGAAUGUUAAUAAGUACUUUUUUCUUUAUGAGCACCUAAAAUUAAGAAUCAUGUUUUCAUUAUCUUAGAAUAAGCUGUGGAUCCUUGUCAAAGGGAAGUCAACAUGAUCACCACCAUGUUUCUACAGUAGCUCAGAACAGACAAACCAAACACUGGUUCCAUGAGUUGAAAAGAUGCUGUUUUGUGAGUGUUUUUACCGAUUGAAAUCAUCGUAAAUGAAGAGACCUCUGCGGAUAAUUCAUUUCCCAGUGAAAAUCUCCUAGACAUCUGGAUCUUAGGUUAUCAGAGAAAAAAAUUGAUCACAUAUUAGCAUGUGCUGGGCAAACCGCCUGUCUCAGACAUACCAAACAGCACAAGAAAAGAAAAGCACUGAUUUGCAUGUGAAACUUCUUUAUUUAAUGUUUUUAUGAGUUUAAAUCACACUGUCCAUAUGUUUCGGAGAGGAAGAGACCUCUGUAGAUAAGAUAAGAACAUUAAAAGAAUUCUAGCCAGGAGAAGUUUCAGCUAGAUGGUUGCUAAAUCCCCCCAAAUCCCCUUAAAUCUUACACACUGGACCUUUAAAGCGGCAUUAGCAGAUUUUUUAUGGCCACUUGGGGGCAGCAGAGCAAGCUGUAAACAUAAUAUCAACAUAUCACCAUAAGUUGGUAUGAGAGUUGAUGAUGAACUGUUGCUUACACAUUUAGCACUCCAGGAGCAACUUCCUGAGGAAUUAAUAUAUACUUGCUUUAACCUCUUUGGUCUCCACCAGCUUCUGAGGAAAUGCUCCACUGUGUUCAUCAGCUAAAUUUCUGUCUUUUCUCGGAAACAAGGCUGAUGAAAGCUAGGAGACAGAACUGAAAUAGUAAACUUUUGGCCUGUAAAAUCAAAACUAAGAGCUGAAAGAUGCAAAAAUGCUUUGGGCUGAGGACAACUACAGGGUCAGGUGAAAAACCAUCCCACAUAUUAUUAUUUUAUAUGUGCAGCUGUGCUUCUACGUCUACAUUCAUGGUUACACUGUACGCGCACUUGUGCGAUUGUGAUGGCGUGUGGGCACGUGUGAGCAUGAUUGUUAUUAUGCUUGUGUGUGUGUGUGUGUGUGUGUGUGUGUGCAAAUUCUUGACACCAAGCCAUGCUCACCAUCUAUUAUUAUAUGAGUUGUCUGGAGGAUGUACAAUGUCUCCUUUGCAGUCUUUCAGUUUCACCCGCUCUGCGAUACAGUUUACAUGGCACACUGCAGUCCCCAGGGAAUUCUGGGACCUUGCCAGAGCUAGUUCUCUCUUUUUGUUGUCUGGUUUGGUUGUUUUUUUUUAAAUUUAUCUCUUUCACUCUCUCUCUCUCUCUCUCUCUGACCCUGUCAGUGUCAGAUUGUUUUUAGGAGAAGAUGCCUCAUAAAUCUCAAAUUUGUCUUUCAAUAGAAAAGAUGCCUCAUGAAUCUGUUUUUCUGGCUCCUGAUGUGACGUACGUGUCAGGCUGUUUACUCAUUGGAGUGAAAUCCCUCUGCUGCCUCUGACAGCAGGGGUUGGGAGACACAGAACAAAAGAGCAGGAUGCUUCAGUACAGGUAGCAGCUAAUUACAGGCUGUACUUUUUUAGCAGGCCAUGAGCGGAUGAUGCACAAGCAUAUGUAAAUGUGUAUGUAAAUGUGUUCUUGCAGGACGAGUUGAAAGCCAAAAUGUAUUGUGGACCUGCUUUCCAUGACAAGAGCAUUAAUAUGGUUUUAAUUAGCAUGAGUUUCUAGGUGACAUUUUUCAAACCGAGUCUGAGAAAUCUGCACAACCUGAGGCACAGGGCAAUUUUACAAGCAAUAAGUGCCCUAAAAUUACUACACAGGUUUUAAAUACCCUAAAGUACAGAGCAAUGUUGACUGGCAACAAAUACGCGAAUAGGUACAACACUCAUUUUCAAGCACGUUUUUAUUAUCCGGAGUAAACAGACAUGACUUGCAUUGCCUCAGAAAGUUGCCUUGUGUAUCAUUACCUCUCAAACAUUUGUAGAUACAGUACGUACCCUCUUGUCCAAGAUACAUUCAGGGCCCUGUUUUAGUGUAGGCACAAUGUGCAUGGCACACUCUGUGCCUUAAUUCACAAAAAUAAGGCCCACAGACUCAGGUUCUGACAAAACAGCGGGGGUGCAUUCAGCAGAGUGCAAAGACGUGGGUGGACGAUGCUGAAUUUACACUGUUUUCAGUUUUAUGAAUUCAAUGCUGAAGUGUAUCUUGUGUUUGAUAAUGAAAAGCCUCCCCAGUUUUCUUGUCUUUUCUUUCUUUCUUUUUUUUUUUGUGCGGGCAAACUUGAACACACUUUCCUGGUGCAACAGGAAACAGUGUCAACACCCGCAGGUAGCAUAAAUGUGUUACUCUUACAUUAGUAUACACAUGUGUUCUUGUUUUUGUUUCCUAUUCGGGCCUGUAGUUGAAAAAAAAAAAAAAAAUCAAACAUCCCCUUGAUUAUUACUGAUUGGGUAACCAGGAUUAGAUAUAAUUGUUUUUUUCUGUCAAUUGUUUAUGUUUGUUCAUUGUUUUGCCCUUCACUUGUUUGUGUUGUGGAGGUUGUGAGGUGACAGAUGUGUCGUGGUGUUGUCCAGAUCUGAGCUGGGUUCCCCAAAGUGUUUGUCACUAGUUAUGUGUUCUUGCAAAGCUUUGCUUGGGUGGAUGUUGCAGCAAAUAUUUUUUUAGUAGAGGUUUAUACAGAAGUCUGUUUAUUUUGGUCAGACAGGAAGCAUAGGAACACAGUUUGUAUAAUUCUGGGAAUGAGGAUAUGUAAUAUCACUAUCUAAUAUAUGGUUUUCAAGUAGAAAGGUCUAGAAAAGGUUAUAUUUAGUGAGAAUAGAGGAAGGACAGAGAUAUAUUUGAAGCAAACAAGCUGACACACUUUAUUUUUUUCCAUUGAGUGAUUUAAAAGCUUGAAGGUUUUCAGACCUAAAUGGUCGAAAAAACAUGAAUUUCAACACAGAAUAUUUUUCAUUCUGUGAUUGAGCUAAAUGCUUCAGAUAAUUAAUAUUUUAAACCCCCCGCAGCUUGAGAACCACCGGCCUUCAAAGCUGUCUGUCGUUUUGACUGACGAGUGUCAGAGUGAAACUAGUUUGUGCAGACAUUUUGGGAAACACAAACCCAGAAAUCCCUCCCCCUGUUCUAAUCUCUCUUGCUGUACUGUGCUGUUUCCCUACAGUGAUUGACAUGGUAGAAACCUGGUAAACUGCUUUGUGGUCUCAGUGGAUCAGUAUUGCCAUGUGCUCUGUGUGUGCAAAUGUGAUUUGGGAGGUUUACUGAACUUAAUGGAAUGUGCUGAAGGUGAUAAGGAAGACAGAGAAGGAAACAUAAGGAACGGUGGACUCGACUCCACUCAGAUGGCGUGUGCGGGGAGGUGUAAGGCAGUGUGUGUGAAACACUGCAAAGUUAAAUAUAUCCUUAUUUAUGUUAUAAUUAUAUGCUUUUGUAUUUUUAUCCCUGUGUAAACAUUUGGUUGUAGAAACAUGCAUAGCCCCUUUUAGUCAGACAGACUCACCCACACACACAUGGUAACUGCUGCCACUUCAAACUAUGCACUUACAGUGAAUCGAGCCCAUACAGCACUGACUUGACAUGUGACACCAACAACGGUUAGACUCAGUUACAGUAUGACUCCUGUACUGAGACCACAUACAGUAUAUUCAACGACAUAGCAUAAGUAUAAAUAACAGAAACAAAUAAAAACAACACAUACUUACAAUUUUAUACAAUAUGUUCUGUAUCGCAGUUAGGUCAUGUUCACUGAGACAAAUAAAAUUCUGUUUCAGUUGUUUUACAGCAAUUUUGGUAGAACACAAAGUUUACACAUGACGAUAAGUUUACUUCUCAUGAGGUGUACAACAGCUAUAUAACGUCCUCUGUGGCUUAGGAUGGUGCUUUCUACAGUCUGAGAAAACAACCUUGUUUAUAUCAUUAGAGUUAUUUUGGCUUGGGGUUGAGAAAUAACAUUUUUAUUAUAAAGCAUGUGUUACAAACUGAGGGCAUGGAAAUUAAAAGAUGUGAGGCUUUGGGGGGGGGACUGAGAGACAUUAUUAAAGUCCCCAUGAAACACUUAGCUGCGUAUUACCUGUUGAAAUAGAAUAGUCAAGUGAUGUACAGUAACAAGAGGGAUCAAAUCCUUGGCACUCGAUUGGACCGCUAAAAAUGGGCAGUAGACCAUUGGCUCCAUGCAAACCUCCCUCACCGUUAGAUCAGGACAACACAUUCUUUAUUUGUUAUGGACUUUCCACAGUCUCUUUCAAAAUAAACGUACUACAUCGGUACAGCACUGCAAAUUGACAUGUUUUUUUUAGGAAGUGAAUACUGGCUUCCCGGGUGGAAGUUGGUGGUUGUUGGACCCAUCCACCCAAUAGUAUCUACUCGGACUUGAGCCGCCUCAACUUUUGUUGCCCCCCUGACACCGCCGGGUGCCAUUAAACAAUAUGGCGACCAGCUGCGUAUCAUGCUAACAUAAAAGAAUGGCUUUUUUCAUUGGUGUUUGACGCCGGAAGUCACUGACCAAGUGCCAGAUUUCGACGACUUCAGUUGAUUAGGAGGAGGGGGAGGGAAAAAUGAAUGAAUUAGACCACAGUCACAUUAUUUUGAAAAUGAAAAAGGUCUUGCCCACUGAUGUCCAUACACACAUCUCUUGACCUACAAAUGGUAAAGUGUUGGUUUUAUAUGACCGGUGAGGCUAGCUAGCUGCCGAAAGUCUCAUUUGACUGGAUAAACUUUUGUAAAUGUCUCUGGGUGAAGGAUGAGUCAUCAGACAUUUGAACUGUUACAGAAAGAGAAAAGACAUGGAAUUUGAUGUACAAAUACUCUGAUACUAUUUAUUUUAUUUUUUUAACAUAUAUCUCACAUAUAACAGGAGAUAAAUUCAUUCAGUUCAUUCAUGGGGACUUUAAGUUGCAUUCUGGGAAUUGUAGGAUCCAGCAUAGAUCGUGCUAGUACGAGGUACUUGUUCUGCGCCACAGAUGUACAAAGUUAUUAGAACGCAAUGUAUGCCACUGGAUAAUCCCUGUAAGAGAGAGCAAGAUUAGGCUGCUGCUUGUUAACAGGAGGACGAGUGUUUUCUUUUCAAUCACACACAAAGAAAGUGAAACAAGAGGGGAUAUGCCAGAAUUACUUUUGUUAUUAUAAUCCUCAUUAUACUAACAAUAGUAAUCUUAAUAGUAUUUGUUGUGGCUGUUGUUGUAAUUGAUCAAUGUGACACUGCAGUGGGUUCUCAAACUGUUGGUUGAGAUGAGACCUGCAAAAGAGAACAAGAAGUGUAUCAUGAUGUGCUAAAAUGUCCAGAGCAAGGCAAGACUGAAGUAGUUCAUGGAUAUGUUUGGAUGAUGUAAUGUACACAUGGAAAGGCUGCCUCCUCUCACCAAAGCCUGCCAGUCACACCAACAAUACAAUCAGUGGGUUUUCAAAAUGAUAAGGGUUAAUGCUGGGUUAAAGUUUCAUUAAGAGUGGUAUAUGAUGAUGAUGAUUAUGUUGUAUGAUAGACUUUUGUAGACCUAGGCUGUGAUGACAACUGAUUAUCAAUUAUAACCAAGCUCCCUCAUCUUUACAGCCUUACUAGAAUUAACCAGAAAAGACAAAGUCAGACAAUUGCAGACCUCUGGAUCUCCUCUGGAUAGUGACUUGUGACAAUUGAUUAGUUUGCUGUUGUACUCACCGAUCUAAACAUCAUUCUGUAAGUCUUGUACACCACAAAGUCCUCGGCAACCUACUGUAGGUUCAAUUUCUGUGCUUAUUCAUUCUCAAUGCAUAAUAUUGUCCAGUCAAACUUGUUGUCAAACAUCUCAAGCUGAAUUAUGACUGUAACAGAGAUUGUCAAAAACAGCAAAAAGCUUGUGCUUUCCUCACUGAAGGUACUUACUGAAGUUUGGAAGUAAAUGCAGAAGUCACUGCUGGAGGAUCCAACAUCAGCAUUUUGCCAGACCCAGCACGCACCUAUUGGCCACGCAACAUGUGGGAGCUGUUGAUUUUGGUCACAAUGCUAGACAGGUGAUUUAUUAUAUCAGUGAUUAAUUAAGGUAGGAUAGAUGAAGCCAUUUUUUUUACCUAUGCUGAGUAAAAAUACAGCUAACCUUAACUAUAAUCCAUAAUGACUUGAUCCUUAACAGAGCAGUGUGUAGGAUCUAGGGGGAUCUAUUGGCAGAAAUUAAUUACAGUAUUUAUAAUUAUGUUAUUUGUGUAUAAAUUCCUGAAACUAAGAAUCCUUAUGUUUUCCUAAGCUUAGAAUGAGCCCACCUACAUAGGCAGCGGGUCCUCUUCCUUGGAGCCCGCCAUGUUGCACCACAAUGUUUCUACAGUAGCCCACAAUGGACAAACCAGACACUGGCUCUAGAGAGGGCCUUCAGAGUUUAGACGUUACCUGAAGGCCAACAUAGGCUCUGUCAGCAUAUCCUAAUACAACAGUUUGUAUGCUAUCUAACAAAACAGCACCUCAUGAAUGACGUUGUCACGUUAUGUACCUAAAGUAAAGUUACGUGUUUAACAUAAAGUUGUAUAGAUAUGGUUAAGGAGGAGAACAUGGUGAUAAUGUACCUGAAAAUAAAUCAAAGUGUACUUGGUUUCACACCGUCCCGAACACCAAUAUCUCGGCAUCCCUACGUGAACUUUAGCUCAACUCUUUUACUCCUAUCAUUGCAUUGGUCAUGUGAUCGUGGCCUUCCCAACUAUUAGGGUUACACAUGCAUUACCAGCCCCUUCUCAGCAUCCCAACUAAUCAAAUACUGUCGCUUUGUCAGUGGACAUUGGCAUAAGAAGACCUCAACAUCAGACAUAAGCGCACAGAGGCACCCUUUGUGGCAGUAUAAUACACACCAGGCAGCGGCUGUUUCUGACGUAGCAGGCAACAACCAUAGUACAAAGAUCGAGAAAGGUCACAAGGGGCAGAUUUUAGUGGAAAUGGGUGAGUCAAACAAACCCUGGACUUUCAACCCAGAGCCUGCCAUUUAUUUCCAAUGUGAAUACAAAAGUCAGUCAAGUUAUUUUAAUAUCACAUAGUGUGCCAAUAUAUGUUGUAUGCUGUGACACAGGACUUUACAUUACGUUAGCAACAACUGCAGGCCUAUGUACUUUAAGUGAAACCAUGUUUUUCCAAACCUAACCAUUUGCUUUUGUUGCCUAAAUUUGAGGAAAUAAACCUAAAAAUUAAGUGUUUUACCUCUAUUGUAAAUAUAUUUUGAAAAAGACAGCAUGCAUGUAACAAGCAGAAACUGAAAGUGUGCUUUGAAAAGACACAAUGCAAGUGACUAGCAUAAAUUGCUUGCUGGUUCCUGGUUCUCUGCACGCUACACCCUUGCAAAGGGAGGGGUGAAUGGAGGGUUAUUCAGUUGGUUGCGAUCUGCAACCUCACUACUAGAAAUCAAUAAAUGCUACACACUGCUCCUUUAAUGUUAUCGCAUCGUUGUGCAUUUUCUGUAAUGGUCACUAACUGCUGGGCCUGGCUCAGGUGCGACCGCAUCCCUGCCUCCCCCGACACUCAGGCAGUCAACAUUUCCAUUUAGAACAUGUUUUAUUUUUUGUUUUUCAUUUUCAAAGCAUUAGCUGAGGGCAGAGUGUCACCUCUCAGUUGAUGGAGCUCACCUGCAGCUGCAGCCACACCAGCAGCUUCUUCUCUUCUGAAGCUGCUGUUUUGGCUCAUUUCUCCUGCUCCAUUCUCACACGGUUUAUCAGGACUUUUUAAUGUAACUUUUGUUCUUACACUGGAACAGAUAUAACUUUGAAUUUAGCAAAGUGCAAGACUUGGCUUAAAAAUAACUUAAAAAGUUAAAGUACUAGUAGAUUGAAAGGCUUUUUGAAAUAAUCAGAAAAGUACAAAUCAACUUUGUUACAGUUAUGAGAAUAGAUGUAGUUUGUUGCUUUGAAGGAAAAAGAGCCCUAAAGCAUUUAUUGAGAUUACAUGCUUACAUCAGAUCACUUAAGUUAGCAUUUAUGUAAUAUUUUGAAAUCUUGAUUUGGCCGGGGGUCAGUCAGUGAUGAUAUGUUGUGCAUUUAGCUGUAGCCAGUGUCAACGUGGCUGGCAGGCUUUGGUUUCCAGACCGAGUCGUGGCUGUGACUCCAGUGCAGUAGU